Motacilla alba alba is the source of this 2238-nucleotide messenger RNA. RefSeq names its product DnaJ heat shock protein family (Hsp40) member C12 (gene DNAJC12). The transcript is spliced from 6 exons. Gene Ontology annotation, cellular component: cytoplasm. The record is from RefSeq and is a predicted model, not a curated record. Lineage: Eukaryota; Metazoa; Chordata; Aves; Passeriformes; Motacillidae. Bases 637 to 1230 code for a protein of 197 amino acids.
CUCCACGUGACCGCGGCACGUGACCGGGCAACAACAAACCAGGGCACGUGACCGCGGGCGCUCGUGCCGCCUCGCGCCCCCCCCUCAGCCGGCGCCAGGAGCCCGAGGGAGCCCCGCGGGGCGCGACCCGCCCGGCCCGUGCCCUGCCCUGCCCUGCCCUGCCUUCCCUUCCCUUCCGUCCCCGUCCCUGCCGUGUGCCGCGCACGGCCCGCCCCUGCCGAGCCAUGACCGCGCGCGGUUCCUCUGCACUCCCCGGUCGGCGGCUCCCGGCAAAUGGCGGCUCCGCCGUUCGCUCCUCGCCAGCCGCGUGAGAAGCCCUCCGGGCUCGCUCUCCGUCAGGGUGUCGGACAGACCGUGCCCCUUCCCGAGAGCGAGCUCCCCGCAGCAGGGCCCUUUGCUGGGCUGUGCGGCACCUGGCCGGGGGAACCCGCCCGCCAGGGCCGCCCCUGAGCCCUUAGCCAGCCGCGGAGCGGGGCCGGGGGCUCGGAGCGGCCUCUGUGAGCGCACGGAGCUGAGGCUGUGCACAGGGCACGGCCGCUGCCUGCCUGCCAAGGGAGCACACCGGCACCGCGGGCUCUUGGCAGGGGUGCUCCAAGCCUCCCUGCCGGCUGGGAGAAGCCCGCUGGACCAGUGCCGAUGGAUGCGAUCCUGAACUGCAAGCCGGAGGACCUGGAGGAUUACUACAGCUUGCUGGGAUGCGAUGAGCUAUCGACGGUUGAACAGAUUCUUGCUGAAUAUAAGAUUAAAGCCCUUGAAUGCCAUCCUGACAAGCAUCCUGGAAACCCCAAAGCAGUGGAGGAUUUCCAGAGGCUGCAGCAGGCCAAGGAGACUCUGACCAACGAGGAGAGCCGGGCGCGUUACGACCACUGGCGCCGCAGCAAAGUCACCGUCCCCUUCCAGCAGUGGGAGGCCCUGAGCAGCUCCGUCAGAACGUCAAUGCACUGGGCUGUCCAAAGUAAGAAGGACCAAAUGCUGGAAGCUCCUGACUUUGGUAAUACCAACAACGUAACUGACGAGAUGCGGGCCCGACAGAUGGAAAACAGUGGAGAUGGAUUGUUGGAAGGGAGCAGGGAACAGGAAGAUGUUGCAAUCCCUGAUGUGAAACCACAGUCUUCAAAGAAUCCAGACUCCCCAAGAUUUUCAGAGGGGAAUUACUGGCACUUGCGUUUCCGCUGGUCAGGUGAUGCUCCGUCAGACCUUCUGAGGAAAUUCAGAAACUAUGAGAUCUAAAAUGAGAAACACACAGGAGCAUGAGAUCAUCUGUUCAGCGUUCCCUUUGGCUUUUUUAACAGCAGUUAUAAGUUAUUUGUAUUUUGUAUUCUUUGUUGUAAUGUGUUGUUCUAGUCAAUGUCUAAAUACUGAUUUAUCACACAUGCUGUGAGCGUUACAGAUGGAGACUUUUCUGUUCAAUAACCUUUUCAGUAUUAAUAUAAAGUGAUGUUGUGAAGUUAUCUAACAUCUUGUAUGUUGUUUCUUAUAUUCUCAAAUAUUGUGUAGUGAUUAAUAUUUCUUUCAAUAGUGUGAUGUUAUAAAAAACAUACUCUCAGUAGAACUCUGGCCUCCAGGGUGUCCUACUCAGAGAGGAUCUUCCAAAAGCUUUAUGACAAUGAACUGGAAACAGAGCUGUGCUUAUCUCUUAACUCUGUGCUCUGCUUCACUUCUCCAUUGCAUUGUACUCAUUGCAGUGAUUUAUAAUGUACUCAUUACAAACUUGUAGGAGAGUUGUGAUCUUACGUUAUAGAUGAAAUAGGAAGGUUCUUGUUAUCCAAGGUCUCUGUGACAGAUCAAGCACUCCUAAAAAUCACUUGUCUUCUACCUUAACAAGAAGACUUUUUGCACCAGCUGUUUGUUUUGGAAGGCAGUUUCAGAACUUCUCCAGAUAGGAAUUUUUGUCUUGAGAUGUAUUGGUGGAAAACUGAUCCCCUGUGUAUGUGUGCCAGCAUUGUGCCGUGGCUGCAUAGCGAUUCCCCUCCCUGCUCAGGUGUGCUAGACAUGGUUUUACCAGGGUUUUGUACAGUGAGGAGUGAAACAUCAGACCAGUCAGCACUAAUGUCUACAAAAUCUCACAUGAAAAGUGUUUGGUACUUUGGGCAACUUUUCAAAUUCAUUGUUGUUUAUUUAUUUUGUGUUUGUUUUCUUCUUUGCAAACUUGGCUAAUAUGUCAGUUGUUGACAUUGUGGUGUUGUGCAGGCAGGUAAUUCCAUCAGCAGCAAAUAAAAAUUCGUGGAUACAGAAAAA